Messenger RNA from Lampris incognitus (smalleye Pacific opah), 5003 nucleotides. It is a transcript of the gene ifngr1l, whose product is annotated as interferon gamma receptor 1-like. The record is from RefSeq and is a predicted model, not a curated record. Bases 190 to 1389 code for a protein of 399 amino acids. The transcript is spliced from 7 exons. Lineage: Eukaryota; Metazoa; Chordata; Actinopteri; Lampriformes; Lampridae. Gene Ontology annotation, molecular function: protein binding.
UCCACGUUGGAAGUGUCUCCUGUUACUCCUGCGUGUCUGCGCGGCGGAGUCGUGUUACGUCCUGACGGGUAACGCCACGCCGCGCACGUUCCGCCCUCUCCGAAUCGUCUCCUUUCGCCCCCCAAAAACAUGAAGCUGCCGUGUCGUGUCUUGUGUUUUUAAACUGACGUCGAGCCGCUUUGUUGGACUAUGGACGUGACAAGGAGGCUCGGAAUCCCCCUGCUUUGGAUGUUGACCGCGCAGAUCGCCGCGGCCCAGGUGCCCCCGGCAACCAACAUGACCUUACAAUGUCACAACUUCCAAAACAUUGUGUACUGGAAUUACAGCCAGCCGUCGCUGCACCCUAAAUUCAAAAUCAGUAUUUCUGCAUUAUCAGGCCGUCAUAAGCCGCUGUGGGUGGAGUCACCAACCAUGCAUGCCGACAUCUCAUUCCUCAAUGAUCCAGAUAAUGACUACAAACUUAACAUAACUGCUGUGGUUGGACAAAAUGAGUCUGAGACCUCCCCUUCUUUAAUCUUCAGCUAUUUCAUGGACUCUCUGUCGGAACUGAAAUGUUCUGUGGACCUCCCGCCCAUCAAUGUCACCAUCCAACCAGAUGACAUCAUCCGGUUCAGCUUCUUCCACCCCUUGCACUUUUACCGCCAGACAUUGACUGAGAUGGGGAUAAAACCGAAAAAAGAGUGGAAGGUGUUCGACUACAAGGCUUUAGCCAAAGACCAGCGAAAGGAAAAUACGCCACAUGAAUUCUCAUGCGAAGAGAUCGAGUGUGUGGAGCUGCUUGCAGUGGAGAGUGGGCAGAAGAGCUACUGUGUGACUGUAGCUGGACAGUGGGAGAAAUUGGCUGUUAACACCAAACAGGAAUACUGCACCUCGGUCCUUAUACCCAGCAAGGUGAACUAUGUAGUGCUUGGCGUCAUUUUGGCCAUAUUGAUCUGUGUUAUAGCUGGUUCCUUAGUCAUGAUCGUCAUAAAGAAGACAAGCAGCUCCUCCCCCACACCAUCCUCUAUGCUAUUUUCAGGAAGGCAGAACGCCAAUCUACAGGAUGUAGAGAAAACUGAGGUGUCACCCUUGGAGGCUUCCUCCCCCGGGAUCUCUCCUCUACUGCCCCUUGAGGAGGACGAUGAGGGCGAUGAUUUGUCCAUUGAGGACGGGAGCAUGUCUGCCGACCCAAAGGACAGGCUGAAAGUGCCUGAGUACAUGCUGGAUCAAGAUUUCGAUAAAGACCCAGAGGAGUUACCAAGUGGAACCCCUGAAAUGGACAACAACACCUCCAACGGUUACGAACGGCGUCCAGUGACGGUGGACAAGCUCUCUCCCAGCGAAACGGUAAAGGGUUACCGCGUUGGACGCACCGUGCCAGGGGGGGCUUCGUCUAAUCAGAGCCUAUGAGUUUGCACCUUGUACAAAGGAGGAGUAUAAAUGCAAUUUCAUUUUUUUUGCAGCACCUAACUUCCCUAAUUUCCCAUAAUCCAAAUACAUUUUCUUAUACACUAGGGAAUGUAAAUCAACCCUAAAUAUAACUGAAAUUAACUGACUCUUCCAUAGCUCAUGGGAACCACUUGAACUCAUGUUCAAAUGCCAGUAAAUGCAAACUCAGUGCCCCUAAUGGAUGUAUCCCUCUAAACCAAACCGGGAUGAAGUCAUUGAAGAAGCUCAACUAAACCAACUAUGAAAUUUGGUCUGUGCUAUUAACUGCUGUUCCUUAUCCCAUCAGACCUGUGUGGAAGACUGGUUGGUAAGGAAAGAACAAACCCAAGAAUUUUCCUCUAAGCAGUUUGUUCAGUUGGUUUGUGUUAAGAUAUUAUUUUCUUUCAAAGUACCACAAAACAAACAGCUCCAGUUAAGUCCAACCAGAGAAUUUCAACACAAUUUUAACACAGAACUCAAAUUAACGUUUCGGCGGAUGGUGAGCUUUACUUAGACUGUACUUUGAAUGGCAGCUUUCUGGCUGCAACAGCCACUCAAAUCUCUUUACAAUUAAUGCCUCACAUUCACCCAUACACACAAACUCAUACUCCUCCAUGCAAGGUUGCAACGAGUUCAUCGGGAGCAGUUGGGGGUUAGGUGUCUUGCUAAGGGACACCUUGACAUUUUUGCCUGGGAGAGCCAAGGAUCGAGCCGGCAACCCUCCAGUUACCAGUACCCUUUUCUGUCUUAUAUACCUAUUCUGAAAUGCACCUGGAAGCUGAUUUCACUAAGGCCUCUCUUGAACACAAGCUGUUAUCUGUGUGGACUUUCACCUCAACCCCCGCUCCCUCGCCAAAAACAGCAGCAACCUUAAAUACUGACGCUAGCACUUCCCUUGGCCAUUAAUCUGUGUUGUUGUCAAAAAGCCACGUUUGAUGUCCAUCCCUCUGCAACAUUUGACACAGAAUUCAGUUUUCACUUUCUAUAUGAAUGUGCUAUCAAUAUUGAAACACUGACAGGAGGCGGAGCUGGAGGUGGCAGAGUUGAAGAUGCUGAGAUUUUUUUUCAUUGGAAGCGAUGAAGGACAAUAUUAGGAACGAGUAUAUUAGAGAGACAGCUCAGCUUUGACAGAUUGGAGACAAAGCAAGAGAGGCAAGACUGAGAUGGCGUGGACAUAUGCGACAGAGAGACUGGGUAUAUUGGGAGAAGGAUGCUGAGUAUGGAGCUGCCAGGGAAGAGGAAAAGAGGAAGCCCAAAGAGGAGGUUUAUGGAUGUGGUGAGGGAGGACAUGCAGCUGGCUGGUGUGACAGAGGAAGAUGCAGAGGACAGGAAGAGAUGGAAACAGAUGAUCCUCUAUGGCGACCACUAACGGGAGCAGCCGAAAAUAGUAGUAGUGCUACCAAUACUUAACAUAUACAAUACAUACAGAAAAUGCAUAUUACUACAAUUAAGUAUGGUAUCCCAAACAAUAACACUGAGAUCUGAAUAUUGCUUUUCUGCAAAACAUUUUCUCCAAAUACUCCUUAUAUGUGAAAAUGCCUCGUUGCUGUCUACUUUUUUUUUUUUUUUUUUUUUUGCAUAUUGGCACUUUCUUAUUGACGACUCUAAAGAAAAUGUGUUUUUUUUUGUAUGUGUGUACAUGUCUAAGAAAGGAAGGUUAAUGGUGAUGCAUACUGGGCGUCUGGGUGGCGUGGCGGUCUAUUCCGUUGCCUACCAACAUGGGUAUCGCCUGUUCGAAUCCCGGCGUUACCUCCGGCUUGGUCGGGCAUCCCUACAGACACAAUUGGCCGUCUGAGGGUGAGAAGCCGGAUGUGGGUAUGUGUCCUGGUCGCUGCACUAGCACCUCCUGUGGUCGGGUCAGGGCACCUGUUCGGGGGAGGGGGAACUAGAGGGAAUAGUGUAAUCUUCCCAUGUGCUACGUCCUCCUGGCGAAACUCCUCACUGUUAGGUGAAAAGAAGCAGCUGGCGACUCCACAUGUAUCGGAGGAGGCGUGUGGUAGUCUGCAGCCCGCCCCAGAUCGGCAGAGGUGGUGGAGCAGCGACCGGGACAGCUCGGAAGAGUCGGGUGAUUGGCCAAGUACAAUUGUGGAGAAAAGGGGCGGGGGGGAAUGGUGAUGCGUACUUAUUCAAUAAUCCUGUUGACACACUGUAAAGUUUGAAUCUGUAUAGUGAAGUGCUGACUCACUAUACGCACUUGUUUGUGCGUAUAGAGGAUGCUUUUGACGGAACAACAUCACGGUCAUGCCAAUCUAACCUCUUAAGCUAAGCAACCACUUAAUCUAACCAAUCUAACCUCUUAUCCCGAUAGGCUGAUGACAAGAACGAUGGUGCAAGGGUUGCAAAGUCUUCUUUUCAAAACACUAUACACAAUUUUUUUUUAAUACAUUGAUUAGGUUCGGCAUGGGAAAACUUUGAAGUUAGCCUACAUCUUGGGUAGCGACCACUUUGCUGGGGAUUUGCACCAUUAGAAUGGUAUAUAUGAUUUUGAAAUGAAAGUUUGCCAUUACGGGCACAUAAUUUAAGGCUAUUGAUGGUGGAUUACAUUUAUAUAGCGCUUUAUCUAGACACCCAAAGCGCUUCACAUUGAAGGGGGAAACUCACCUCAACCACCACCAAUGUGUAGCACCCACCUGGGUGAUGCACAGCACCCAUUUUGCACCAGAACACUCACCACACAUCAGUUUAAGGUGGAGAGGGAGAAAUCAUUGAGUGAAUAACACGGCGGGGGGGCGGUGAUUAGGUGGCCAGAUGGAUAGAGCCAGGUUGGGAACACCGGGAGACCUCUCCCCCCCCAACACACUCUUUGCAAUAAGUUCCAUGGGUUGUUUAAUUAGCACAGUGAGUCAGGACCUCGGUUUAACAUCUCGUCUGAAGGACGACACCCACUACAGCGCAGUGUCCCUGUCACUGCACUGGGAUUUUUUUUUUUUAAAUUAGGACCAAAGGUAAGACUGCCCCUUACUGGCCCACUUUGAACAGCAACUCAGUUUUACCUGGAGGUCUCCCAUCCAAGUACUAGCCAAGCCUAUACCUGCGUAGCUUCUGUCAUUCAGCAUAGCCAGGGUACAUGUUGUUAUGGCUACUGGCAGUUAUGUAUAUGGAGACAAGAAUGGCUCCAAAUCAUGUUAAACCCAACCAAUGCCUUCAUAACGCAGGUACUCUUAAUCCGAUGCGAGGGUCUAAGGGCGGGAUGUUGUGGUAUUAUAAAGCCCGUUGAGGCAAAUUUGUGAUUUGUGAUAUUGGGCUAUACAAAUAAAAUUGACUUAACUCAGUACCGCUAACUACUAGAGAAGUUAUAUUGGUGCAUCUUUAAGGUUGAUGGUAGCCAGUUCUAUAUACAGCUAUUACUGUCACAUUUAACUGAGCCACCAAGGUUUUUUUCAUUAUAUAUCCAUGAUAUUUUUUUUUAAUUUUCUGUCUUGCCCUGAUUUCAUUACAACCAAAGUUUUGUACAUUUUCUGUUUCAUUUGAUAGCGCAGUUACCAAGGUGAAGAAAUGAAACGGGUGGGCAUGUGACCGCCAGGAACUACCUUAUGUGUGAUUAGACCCACUGUAAGAAUUAAAAAAAAAAUCCUGAAUUGUGUUUGUUUUCUCUA